This is a messenger RNA of Jatropha curcas, 1155 nucleotides long. Its product is annotated as glucose-induced degradation-like protein. Gene Ontology annotation, biological process: protein targeting to vacuole; protein catabolic process in the vacuole; proteasome-mediated ubiquitin-dependent protein catabolic process. Lineage: Eukaryota; Viridiplantae; Streptophyta; Magnoliopsida; Malpighiales; Euphorbiaceae. The record is from RefSeq and is a predicted model, not a curated record. Gene Ontology annotation, cellular component: GID complex.
GUUUAAACGACGUAUAUAUCGCUUAAACACAGCGUUUCGUUCUUGAAAGAAAAAAAAAAGUUGAAAGGGCCAUGGCCCACGCUGCCUCUUUCCUCUGCGAAGGCCAGGAACUGAUCCAGUGGAGCUAGAAAUGGGAAAGAUCGAUCAAAUUUAAUGGAAAGGAAUCAAUCAAUCCAAUAAGAAAUGCCAGUGAGAAUAGUUGAGACCUCUGCACCUUCUCAAAUCUCAGGUGCAAACUCUGGACAAACAUCGCCUCCAUUUUGUACUCUUUUGAGUGUUGGACAGGCCUUUUCUGGCACCCAGAAUGUUUCUAGCAUGCAAAAAGAUGAAGCAUGGAGAGUUAAUGUCCGAAUUCAAGGAUGUGACCUUGAUCAUGGUUACUUAUGUGGCACUAUGGAAGCUUUGAAUGUUCCUAUGGCUGAUACACCAGUAGUAACAUUCUGGGAAGGGGAAAUUGUUGACGGCAAGAAUUACACUUUCUUCACUGGCAAAUGGGAAGCAUCGCCAGAAGAUGAUAUAAGACAUUGGACAAAGUUUCCAUAUUUCGCCCCCUUCUCGUGCCAAGUGGAGGUUGACGGUGGCAAAUCCUUGGACUUGAGUAACUACCCAUACAUAUUUAUGAGAUGGAAAGAGCAAUAUUUUGUCAAUGUUGGAACAGACUGUGGAUUAACCAUAGCUGGGUUUUACUAUGUUUGCUUCUCUUGUGCUGAUGGGUCAAUCAAUGGCUUCUAUUAUGAUCCUAAUAGCAGCCCAUUUCAGAAGCUUGAACUGAAAUCCACAAAUGAGGGAAGAUCAGGCUUCAGUUUUUCAUCUUAUGAGUUGCAGUAAAUCGGAGCAGGCACACUUGAUACCAGGAUUAGCUCGUGUCCCAGCUGAACUUGUUAACUGGAGAUUUUCAACUAGAACUAAAUCUCUGAAAAUCAUGGCGCAUUUUCUGGGGCAGAGGUUAUCAGUGCAUAUGAGAAUUGUUUUAGAAAACUUCACGGGACGCCGAACCUUUUGAUGUGUUCUGUUCUCUCCUCACUGAAGAAUGGUGUAUUCUUAUCACAAGUAUUUAUCUUUCAAACUGAAUAAGAUAUAUGAUAUCUGGUAAGCCUUGUGAAUUUUACAUUAUGGUUAUUACAAUAUUUAACUUUCAAAAGCAUUUUGUUCACU